AUGUGGAUUGUCAGUCUCGUCGGUGGCGCGCUCUAACGAUCCGGACCAUAUUGGAACUAUGAUAUUCACAAUGCAGACUCCAGUUACGUUAGGCGGCGAACCCGAAAAUCAAAAGGUCCGUGGUUCUCCUUGACUCGGCGGAUCGACACCGGACUGUCUGUUGUUAAGCGAUUAAAUGCAAGAGGACGAUCAUCCAAUCGCUGGGAAAAGCUUCGGAGCCAAGAUUUGUCUCCUCAAAAUCCAUAGGCGGAGCCACAACCUCCGCAUUUGAUCUCAUCAUCACUACAAUGAUACCCAUUAUACAUGAUAAAAGACAUUUUGAUGCUUGUGCCUGGAUCUAUAGCCUAAUUUUGCUAGAUCAUAUUCCACUAGCAGUAAUUUUCUGCGGUCAAUUUAAGAUGUGAUCCGAAAUCCCCGGGUCUCAAGAAGAUGAGAUUGCGCUGACACGGCCUAAUGAUGGACUACUGGUCGAUCAUAUUCUUGCGUGUACGAAGUCUAACUUAUAAGACGCACUUGGUCCUCAUCAGCGAGCGACCCAUUCAACUCCUAUGUACUAAGAAUUCGUACAUAGAACCUAUCCAACAUGAAGUAUCCAGUUCUAUUUGCUAGUUUAGCCUCCACGGCUUCGGCAACAAUCUUUUACGCCGGUGUCGCGGAGUCUGGUGGCGAAUUUGGUGUCUGGAGCGCUGAUGCCAAGAAGGGUACCGGCUUACCAGGGACAUUUGGCGUCGACUACCAAUUCAUCAACAAGGCUGGUGUUGAUGUUCAUGUAGAUGAGAACCACCUCAAUCUCUUCCGCAUAGCCUUCCUACUCGAGCGAAUGGCCCCUGUUGCGACUGGUCUCGGCAAGACUUUUAACGAGACCCAUUUCGAUUACUUCAAGGAGGCAGUCGAUUACGUGACAGUUACCAAGGGCGCGUAUGCGAUCUUGGAUCCGCACAACUACAUGCGCUAUAACGACCCGAGCUCCCAGCCGUAUAGCGGCAGCGUGAUUGGUGACACCUCGGAUUCUACCGCCGCUACGACGGAGCAGCUCGGAGAAUUCUGGGGCGAGUUAGCCAGCCGCUUUGCGGAUAACGAGAAGGUCAUCUUUGGGCUGAUGAACGAACCGCAUGACAUGGCGACCAGCCUCGUGGCCAAGAAUAACCAGGCUGCCAUAGAUGCCAUUCGUGCCGCCAAUGCGAAUAACUUGAUCAUCCUACCUGGUAACAGCUGGACAGGAGGCCACGCCUGGACUCAGGGCCCGGAUCCGAACAGCGCGAUCAUUCACCAAUUUACCGACCCGCUUAACAACACGGCGAUCGACAUCCACGAAUACCUUGACGUAGACUAUAGCGGCACCCAUAGCGAAUGCGUUAGCGACCCAGCGACUAACUUGGCGGAUGUAACGAAAUGGCUGAAGGAGCACAAUCUCAAGGCCUUCGUUACCGAAUUCGGCGGGCACAACAACACGGGAUGCGCCGACAUGCUGACCGACUUCGUCAAUUACCUGGCGGACAAUGAGGAGUACAUCGGCUGGACAGCGUGGGCGGCAGGCCCAUUUUGGGGAUCUGCCAGUCCCUGCUGCACGGACUCCCAAAACUACGGCAGUUUCGAGCCCGGCAGCAAGGCUGCCGAUGGCGGCCCGAGUCUGUACGAUACUAUCUGGCUUAAGGUGCUGCAGCCACUUGUACCGAGCAAGCUGCAGUGGAAGGGCAAGGCGAGUGUUGAGGGAGGAGAGUUGACAGAGUUCUCGGCUUAAGCGUUGCGACUGAUCUCUCGGGAUUCUGCAGCAGCUGCACCUCAUAUCACGAUGCUUUCGGGGCGACAAUGCAACUGUAUAUAAUUUAACCGCUCUUUCAGCCAUUGAUAACUGCUAAGCUCUCUGUGUCUCAUUCCCGCUCUAAUGCCCGUCAUCUCGAUGUCCUUGAGCGAGAAUGUAU
Daldinia loculata is the source of this 1922-nucleotide messenger RNA. RefSeq names its product glycoside hydrolase family 5 protein. Bases 584 to 1741 code for a protein of 385 amino acids. Lineage: Eukaryota; Fungi; Ascomycota; Sordariomycetes; Xylariales; Hypoxylaceae. The transcript is spliced from 3 exons. Gene Ontology annotation, biological process: glucan catabolic process. Gene Ontology annotation, molecular function: hydrolase activity, hydrolyzing O-glycosyl compounds. The record is from RefSeq and is a predicted model, not a curated record.